AUGGACCACCACCAAGCCCGGCCGACGCCGACGCCGCGGGAGCUGCAGCUGCCGUUGGCUGUGCCGGUGCCCCUGAGGAGGCGCCGGACCCCGCGUAGACCCAGGCAGGCCGCCACCAUCCCCGCCGUCGUCGUCCCCCGUCCGGCCGCUCUCCCAGCCCCAGCCCCAGCCCCAUCCGCCCCCCGCCGCCUGCAGAUCCCGCCGCCCCCACCCGUCGCCGGGGCUGCCGAUGCCGAUUACCUCAUGCUCCUAGCCCACACCGUCGUGUCUCAAGCCGACGCGGAAGCGGAAGCCGCGUUUCCUCGCGCUCCCGCUCCCGUUCCCGCGGGCGAGAAACUUGCCUCCUCCUCCUCCUCCUCCUCCCCGCCGCUGUCCUCGGCCGCCGCGGACGAGGACAACGAGAAACUCUACGACGACGCGCCGCCGCUUUCUCCUCGGGCCGUGGACCUCCAGAACCCGUCGUCCAUGUCCACGGACCAUGGCCACGCCGCCACCGAUGCAAGUGCUGAAGGUUGUAAGAAAGCCGCUUGUCCCCAAGGCAACACCGUCGCCGGCAGCUCGAAAGGAGACCAAAGCGGCGGAGGUAUGGCUUCGCCUGCCGACGGACCGUCGCCGAUGCUGCAGCUGGGGGACGACGAUGAGGAGCUAGAACCGGGCGAGAUUCCGCAGGAGAAGCCGGCCGCCGGCUGCGAUGCGGAUCCUCCUGCUGCCCAUGGAUCCUUUCUGGGCAAGGAGGAGAUGGUGGCGGCGGCGGGGGAAGAAGCCAAGAACAUAGCCGGCGGGGAGCCCGCCGCGACGGGCAGCGAUGCUCAUCGUCGUGCCGUCCCUCCGGUGGUGCUGAGCACGGAUGUGGUGGCGGCGAGGGAGGGUAAGGCUGCGACGACAGAAAUGUCUGCUGCGGAGCGGAAGAGGAUGAGGGAGGUGUUCGUCGGCGGGCUUGGCAGGGACGCCACGCAAGAGGACGUCAGGGCGGCUCUCUCGGCGGCAGGUGAGAUCACCGAGGUCCGCAUCAUCAGGGAUAGAACGACGGGGAAGAACAAAGGCUACUGCUUCGUGGCCUACCGUGACGCCGCCAUGGCCAGCAAGGCCGUCGCUGAGUUCGGCAAUGUGAAGAUCUGUGGGAAGGCGUGUCGAGUUGCUCUUCCUGAGGGGAAUGAAAAGGCUAAUAAGAUUGCUCGAAGAGAUCCUAUUGUUGAAGACUAUAACCGCAUGUAUGAACAGAGACAACAACUUUCUCCAGCUGUUCAUUCUUCUUAUUUCACAAGCUGGGACCAGCAUGCUAGGCACGAGAAUAACACUUAUGCUCUUCCAGCUUCAAGUUUAUCUCGAUCAAUUUCUAAGCUAUCGACACAUAUAUAA
This is a messenger RNA of Sorghum bicolor (sorghum), 1359 nucleotides long. Its product is annotated as multiple RNA-binding domain-containing protein 1. Gene Ontology annotation, molecular function: mRNA binding. The transcript has 4 exons. The coding region runs from base 1 to 1359 and encodes 452 amino acids. Gene Ontology annotation, cellular component: mRNA cleavage and polyadenylation specificity factor complex. Lineage: Eukaryota; Viridiplantae; Streptophyta; Magnoliopsida; Poales; Poaceae. The record is from RefSeq and is a predicted model, not a curated record.